GAUGAUGCUGAUGGGCGACGAGCCGCCCAAACAAAGGGGCCGCCACCGUACCAAAGUGGAGGGUGACAUGAUACGCAAGCGUGAACGCGACUUUAGACAUCAGCAAAUGUGGACUGGGGCGCAGGACUACUACAAACGUUGGAACGAUGUCAAUACGAAAUUUGACGAAUGGACUUCGCCUAGAUAUUACGAGGAUAACAAUAAAAUGAUUUCGGAUCUAAGACAAAAAAAAGACAAGGAAGAACUUCUAGAAAAGCGCAGAGAAAAACUAAGAAAGCAGCUAGAGCAAGAGGAAAACACUUAUCAAAUCGAAUUAAUGGUCUCGCAAAACCUAAAAAUCCAACAAAAACCAUUCACAGAAGAAAUCCCAACAAAACUUCUAAAAGACGUAAAUUCAGAAAUCAAAUUGAAAGAAAACGAAGCAAAAAAACGUGAAGCUGAAUUAAAGCUUUACCAUCAAUGGAGAAACAAUAAUCCUGUAGUGAGACAAAUAGAGAGCAGAUAUCGAUGGAAAGAUUUAAAAUUAACUUGGCUGGAUCAGCAAAUUGAAAAACGAAUGGAAAAGGAGCGAGAGGAAAAAGAAAACAAACGAAUAAUUAAAGAACAAGAAGAACGCUUGAAAUUUGAAAAAGAACAAGAGCAAAAAUUUGAAAAAAAGAUUCGGGAAAAACAAGUCGAAUUAAAAGAGCAAUUAGAUAAGCAAAUAGAGGACUUAAAAUCGAAACAAAUUAUCAGCAAUGAGUUGAAAUGCAAAGAACUUGAAGAACUUAAAUACAAAGAUCAGUUUGAUGAAUUGAUAAAAAAAUCUGAACUAGAAGAAAAAAGACGUUUAGCCAAAGAAAACGCCUUAUACAACCUCAGGCAACAUAAACUAAAAUUAAAACAAAAAGCCUUAGACGUACAAGAAGCCUUAGAAAAAGACAAAGAAUUAAUAUUGCAAAUGAAAAAACUAGAACUACAAGAAAUAAUGGAAGACGAAAGGAAAAAAACUGAAAUUAAAACCGCUCUAAGCAAAUUUCUAAUAAUUGUCAAAGAGCAACAGGAGCUUGAAAAGCAACGCCAAAAACAUCUAGAGUUUCUAUUCGACUCCGAAGUUAAAGCGAUUUACGAAAAACAAUUAGCAAUGUGGAAAAAAGAGGAAUGUGCCAGGAAAGCACUGUUCAAAGACGUUUUGGAUACAGUAAAUAAACAAAUCCAAGAAAAUAUAGAAAAAAACAAACAGGCCCAAAGAGAACUUAUAUGUGAAAGAGAGCAAAUGCUUAAUAAAGUUGAACAAUACAAUCAAGAAUUGAAGAAUUUAAGAGUGGAAGAAAAUGAGAAAAAAAAGCAAAGGAAGCAAACUAUAGAUGAGGAUGUUAGAGUGCAAAACGCUAGAAAAAGGCAAGAAGAGAACAAAAAACUAAAGGAAAUUGAUGACGAAUUGAAUAGAGUUAAAAAGGAAGAGGAAAGAUUGCACAGAGAGAUAAUGGAAAUACAAAAGAAACAGGGGCCUUUGAGGCCUAGAGUUAGAAGGAAGUUUUUGUAUUAAGAAUAUUUUCUAAUUUGUUUUAUAUUAUAUUCUAUAGUAAUAUAGUAAUUUUUACUUUUUGA
This is a messenger RNA of Ceutorhynchus assimilis (cabbage seed weevil), 1590 nucleotides long. The record is from the annotation of a GenBank genome assembly. NCBI's taxonomy places the organism in Eukaryota, Metazoa, Arthropoda, Insecta, Coleoptera, Curculionidae.